AUGAUUGGGAAAGAGCCACAUACAGAGAGUGUAACAAUGUCAAUGUUUAGACUUGAUGGACAAGUGGCAGUGAUCACUGGCGCGACACUGGGAAUUGGACUCGCAUACGCUGAAGGAUUAGCAUCAGCUGGAAUCAAACAACUAAUUUUGACUUAUCGAUCCCAAGAAACAUUCGAUUCAGCAGUGGUCAAAAUCAAACAAUUCAACCCUGAUGUCAUUAUAAGUUCCAUAUAUGUUGAUUUUCUUGCCAUGCCCGAAGAUGAAAUUAUUGAGUUGAUUUAUAAUGAAUCCUACACUAAAUCUACAACAGGUACAAUCGAUAUCUUAAUCAACAAUGCAGGUAUUAAUGAAAGACACCCCGUUGAAAUAUUCCCUCAGGACAAAUUUGAUAAUGUAAUCAAAGUUGAUCUAAACAUCCCCGUGAAGUUGACUCGUCGUAUAGGUACCAAGAUGCUAGAGGUAGGGACAUGUGGUAAGAUUGUCAACACAUCGUCAGUACUAAGUUUCCAAAGUGGUGUGUAUACCGCCGCAUACACAGUAGCUAAAGGCGGAUUAAAAAAUUUCACCCAAGCAGUGGCUAAUGAAUGGAGUGCAAGAGGCAUUCGAGUCAAUUGCUUGGCUCCUGGAUAUGUGGCUACUAAUUUGACUGAUUCGAUGUCAAAGGAAAACCGUGAUUUGGUUAGUAAGAGGAUUCCAGUGGGGAGAUGGGGCAAAUGUGAGGAGUUUAGAGGACCCAUUGUGUUUUUGUGUAGUGAGGCGUCGAGUUAUAUGACGGGGCUGACUUUGGUUGUUGAUGGUGGAUGGUUGGGCCGGUGA
Lodderomyces orthopsilosis Co 90-125 is the source of this 816-nucleotide messenger RNA. Its product is annotated as SDR family NAD(P)-dependent oxidoreductase. The transcript has a single exon. NCBI's taxonomy places the organism in Eukaryota, Fungi, Ascomycota, Pichiomycetes, Serinales, Debaryomycetaceae. The record is from RefSeq and is a predicted model, not a curated record. Gene Ontology annotation, molecular function: oxidoreductase activity, acting on the CH-OH group of donors, NAD or NADP as acceptor. The coding region runs from base 1 to 816 and encodes 271 amino acids.